AGUGUCCCGCUGAAAAUCUUUCCAUUUUCGUUGCCCAAUUGCAGCUGUUUGGUGUUCGUGAGCUAGUAUUUUUCUUUUAUUAAGUCGUAUUAUUUUAUUCGUGAGUUUAAAAUGGCAGAUACUGCAGUAGAUAAAACCACCACCGUUACAGCUAAGGAUCUUAAAGAGAAGAAAGAGGUUGUAGAGGAAACCGAGAAGGCAGAAAAUGGAACUGGAGAUGCACCUGCAAAUGGGACAGAAGAAAAUGGUACUCUACACUCUGAGGAAGCUCCAGAAAGUGGUAAUGAGACUGCUGAUGGAGUUGAUGGAGAUGGUGGUGAAGAGGAAGAGGAGGAGGAAGAAUCCAGUGAGCAGUCUGGAAAAAGACCUGCAGAGGACGAGGAGGAAGGUGAAACAAAAAAGCAGAAGACAGAAAAUGGAGACUCCUCAAAAGAUGAAGCACAAGCCUAAAGCUUUUCCUCUUGACAUUUUUAUAGUUUCUACACAUUGGUCAACUUCGUUGUAGAGGGUGUGCUUUUAUUUGUACAUUUUUUUAAUAGGUUCAAAUACUGUAUGCUUGCGCACUGGAGUCUUGUAAAACUAUGUUAACGGGGUCUCUUUUGUAAAGAUGUUAUUUAUUGGUCUGUUUUUAAGACUACUUGUUUUGUCUUGGUUGACGGCCACAGUAAAACAGUUCACUUUUUUUUUUUUUUUAAGUUUUUAGAAAAAAAUCACUUAGUGUUAUGUACGCCAUAGAAGCACAGGCUUUACAAUUUAUCAGGCCAUGCAGUCUUUGAUGGAGUUAAAGCUGCCCUGUUUGUAAAAUAUUGGUGUGUAGAGUAGAACAAUUCUUAUGCAAUGAAGGCCAAAGACGCGGGUUGUAACCAACCAGGUUGAACUUGGUUUCUGUUCUGUAUAGAUCUUUGGACUAAUUGUGUUAAGUAAAUAUAUAUAUUAUAAUAGUUCGUGGUUUACAAGAAAAUUCCUAAAUGUCAAGAUUUGACUUGUAAAUUUCUCUUGGCUCCUUUAUCUACCCUGUAAAUUUCUAUUUCCUUUAUUUACCCAUUGUGUCAGUCAUUUAAACCUUUUAUCUAUUCUAGUCUACAAAGCAUUUUGAGGAUUAAUAGUUUUUCAUGUUUCCAUGUUGGAUUAGUUAAGUUUGUUUACCUCACCGCCACUUGACCACUACUUUGUAUAUUCUGGUUUUAAAUAAAUCUGUUUUUUAUAUAAA
Messenger RNA from Protopterus annectens (West African lungfish), 1210 nucleotides. Its product is annotated as prothymosin alpha-like. Gene Ontology annotation, cellular component: nucleus. The transcript is spliced from 5 exons. The record is from RefSeq and is a predicted model, not a curated record. NCBI's taxonomy places the organism in Eukaryota, Metazoa, Chordata, Ceratodontiformes, Protopteridae. Gene Ontology annotation, molecular function: histone binding. Gene Ontology annotation, biological process: negative regulation of apoptotic process; positive regulation of transcription by RNA polymerase II. The coding region runs from base 112 to 450 and encodes 112 amino acids.